CAUUGAUUACUGGGAGGGAGCAGUCACCGGUAGCAGUAAUGGAAGGAAGCAUGACAUGGCCGACUGUGAGCUUUCUCCUACUGGUAAUUCUCAUUAGUACUUCAUCAGGAGAAGAAGUGGCAAAUUCCACAAAAAUUGAAGAGCCUGUUAGCAGUGCAAAGAUCCUUGCAGAUGUCCCAUCUACUAAAGCCUUCAUCGAGUCUUCAGAAAUUGCUGUGAUUGGCUUUAUCCAGGAUCCAGAAGCACCAGAGGUUAAAGAAUUUAAUACUCUCAUAAGCAAACAUCCAGAAUGGGAUUAUGGACUGAGCACCAGCAAAGAAGUUUUAAAGCACUUCAAAAUCGAAAGCAACACAGUGGCACUGUUCCGACAGGUAGACAACAAGAGAGAUGACUUAAUAUUAAAAGACCACCCAGGAAUCAAUACUGAGAAACUCUUCCGUUUCUUGACUAUAAAUGAACUGAGAACGGUGACAGAUUACAACGCAGUGACAGCAGUUGGACUUUUAAACAGCAAAGUUCAAAUCCACAUGCUCCUGUUCAUAGACAAAGGAGCACAGAACCAAGAAGAAAUAUUGAAGGAAUUUCGAGAGGCAGCAGUGGAGCUGAAGGGGAAGGUUCUGUUUGUGAAAGUGGACGUGAGCAUCAGAAGUAAUGAGAAAGUAAUGUCAUAUUUCCAGUUCAAAAGAAGUGACUUACCAAGAGUGGCCAUUUUCAAUAGCGAAAAUGAGACCAAAAAAAUAAUGGAUGCUGGCCCUAUAUCUUCUACACGUCUCAGAGAUUUCUGUUAUGGAUUUCUUUCUGGGAAGACUGAUGAUGAAGAAUCAGACAAGAAAGAAGUAAAAACAGAAUUAUAACAUAAUGCAUACUCUUAUACAAUGAUAUAUCAUUAACAUUAAAAUGUGUUUGGAAAGAAUAAAACAAUUGUUUUCUAAUGAA
This is a messenger RNA of Xenopus tropicalis (tropical clawed frog), 936 nucleotides long. It is a transcript of the gene erp27, whose product is annotated as endoplasmic reticulum protein 27. The record is from RefSeq and is a predicted model, not a curated record. The coding region runs from base 39 to 854 and encodes 271 amino acids. NCBI's taxonomy places the organism in Eukaryota, Metazoa, Chordata, Amphibia, Anura, Pipidae. The transcript has 7 exons.